This is a messenger RNA of Sinocyclocheilus grahami, 1761 nucleotides long. RefSeq names its product E3 ubiquitin/ISG15 ligase TRIM25-like. Gene Ontology annotation, molecular function: zinc ion binding; protein binding. Bases 48 to 1676 code for a protein of 542 amino acids. NCBI's taxonomy places the organism in Eukaryota, Metazoa, Chordata, Actinopteri, Cypriniformes, Cyprinidae. The record is from RefSeq and is a predicted model, not a curated record. The transcript is spliced from 6 exons.
UCGAGUUGCAGUGUGUAUCGUCUCUCUGUCUGUGUUCAUACAGUGAAAUGACAGAAACUCAUAUAUCAGUGGAUCAGGACCAGUUAAUUUGUCCAGUGUGUCUGGAUCUGCUGAAGGAUCCAGUGAUGAUUCUCUGUGGACACAAUUACUGUAAGAAAUGCAUCACAGACAUCUGGGAUCAGGACGAUCAGAAGGGAAUCUACAGAUGUCCUGUAUGCAAACAGUCCUUCACGCCAAGACCUGUUUUAGGUAAAAACAUGAUGGUUGCUGAAAUGGUGGAGAAGCUCAAGACGACGAGGCUCCAAGCUACUCCUCUUCCUGCUUCUUCUGCUGAUCCUCCUGCUGAUCCCCCUGCUUCUGUUCAUACUGGAUCUGGAGGUGUUCAGUGCGACUCCUGCACUGAAAUUAAACAGAAAGCAGUGAAAUCCUGUCUGGAGUGUCGAAGCUCUUACUGUCAAAAUCACCUUGAACAGCAUGAGAGUCUCUUCAAAGGUAAAAAACACAAUCUGAUGGAUGCCACUGGACAACUGCAGGAGAUGAUCUGCCCUCGUCAUGAUAAAAUCCUGGAAAUUUACUGCCGUACUGACCAGCAGUGUAUCUGUAUGCUGUGUUUGGUGGAUGAACACAAAAAUCAUGACACUGUAUCAACUGCAACAGCGAGGACAGAGAAACAGAAACAUUUGGGGGAGACGCAGAUAAAACUUAACCAGAAAAUCCAGAAGAAAGACAAAGACAUUCAGGAGCUGAGGGAGGCUGUGGCGUCUCAUAAGGACUUUUAUCAAACAUCCGAAUUUUGGGCCAUGCUUAUCUUUUCAUACCGACUGGAGAAGGAAGUCAAUGAGCUGAGGAGGAAAGAUGCUGAGCUGAAGCAGCUUUCAGAGACACAGGAUCAUGUUAAUUUCCUCCAGAGUUUGUCGUCUGCCACUGUCUCUCUCUCUGGAUCUACAGACGGCUACAGUGUCAGUCCUCAUCUCUCUUUUGAUGAUGUAAUGAAAUCAGUUUUUCAACUCCGAGACAAACUGCAGCAGUUCUGCAGAGAGACAGAAAAGAUAACUGAAACAGUGAAAACCAUCCAGGUCAUUAUUGCUCCAGAAUAUGAGACCAGAGAGGAGUUUCUACAAUAUUUCCAUCCAUUCACAUUGGAUUCGAACACAAUAUAUUCAAGUCUCCGUCUGUCUGAGGACAACACAGUGAUCACUUCCACCAGCUGUAAUUACAGAUAUCCCAAUCAUCCUGACAGAUUUGACUAUUGGAUAGAGGCCUUGUGUACAGAGAGUGUCAGUGGACGCUGUUACUGGGAGGUUGAGUACGGCGGUAAUGAAGGUGUCCAUAUAGCAGUGGCAUAUAAGAGCAUCAAGAGGAAGGGAAAGAGUGGCGAUAGUCGAUUUGGAUAUAAUGAUCAGUCCUGGAGAUUGUACUGCUGUAACUCCAGUUGCUCUUUUAGACACAAUACCAUACGGACUGUGCUCCCUGUGGUGUCCAGCCGUAAAAUAGAAGUGUAUGUGGAUCACAGCGCAGGAAUGCUGUCAUUUUUAAGUGUCUCUGACACAAUAAGUCUCAUCCACAGAGUCCAGACCACAUUCACUCAGCCGCUCUAUCCUGGGAUUGGAUUGCAAAAUAAAACAACAGUAAAACUGUCGUCUAAAUAUGUAAAUAAAUCAUAUUGCCAUAUCUAAGCAUUGUGAAUUUCUAAUUAUUUAACAGUUAAUAUCUCAGUUGUGAUAAUAGUUUUAGCAAAUUAAUCAAAAGAUGUUUAAGUAU